Anopheles merus is the source of this 6389-nucleotide messenger RNA. RefSeq names its product adenylyl cyclase 78C (gene Adcy8). Gene Ontology annotation, biological process: intracellular signal transduction; cAMP biosynthetic process; adenylate cyclase-activating G protein-coupled receptor signaling pathway. Gene Ontology annotation, molecular function: adenylate cyclase activity. NCBI's taxonomy places the organism in Eukaryota, Metazoa, Arthropoda, Insecta, Diptera, Culicidae. The coding region runs from base 1007 to 5521 and encodes 1504 amino acids. The record is from RefSeq and is a predicted model, not a curated record. The transcript is spliced from 12 exons. Gene Ontology annotation, cellular component: plasma membrane.
ACUCGCAACCCGUGCGGACGCAGCACGUUCCAUUGACCAGCCUACUAAACGGAGCCGGCUUACUAGAUAAGUCCCUGCCUUGACAGUGUUGCAGGCGGUGCAGUUGCAGUGCAGUGUUUGCAAAGAGUGUGUGCAUUCCCGGCUACAGCAACGGUACAAACCCCCAGAAGCUUGGAUCGGAUGACGCUAAGGUUUGUGUUUAGCAGUGAGUGCGUUUCUGAUAAGUAGCGGGCGUUUCUGCAUGGGAUGAAGAUAAAGUGGUUAGCGUUUGUGUGUUGCUGGAUGGGUUUUCAUUGCGGAGAGUGUUUGUGAAAUUUGAGUCACGAAUUUCUUCGUUGUUUUAAGUACAGCAGCGGGUGAGAAGUAAUAAUUGCUGCGAGAAAAAUAAAACCCAUAUGCAGUAGUGAGUUGAAUUUCCCCUUCCCGCUCCUCUUGAUGCUUCCUUCACUUGUGCGGAAGUCACGUUGUGCUGUGAAUUGUGAGUGCUAAGAGAAGAUGCAUUUAGAAGAUGCUGUUCAAUGCCGAAACAACACAAAAAAGUGCCACUCGACUGUUUUCGCGGAAGUGAGCUGCUGCGGUGGUAGAUUACUGUGCACACUUUUGUAGCAUUUAAGUGAUGGAACCUACUUCCUUACUCGUGUAGUUUUAAUUAACAUAAACAAUAUAAAACAAACAAGUUUUAAAAAAUAUGUAAAUUAAAUAGCUAACCUAAAGACAAGUGGAAUGGAACUAAAAAUAAAAGGGAUAAACAAAACUUUAAAUUGCUGCUUGUACAAAUAUUCAGUGAUCUUAAAUCAAAACAAGUGUAGAACAACAAAACUGCCGCCAAAGAGAAAUAAAAGCCCCUCCUCUCCCUCGCGGUAAAAGUCACAGCUGUACAAUCAUCAUCCGCGAAUGACGCCCGUCCAGCUUCGUCUGCUUCCACCACGUAUGUGUGCCAGUGCCGAUGCUUAAAUAACUGACCGUAAGACUCGCACACGCUUCACUCGGGACUGCUCGGAACGAGAUGGAGCUGCUGGUUUCGCCGGAUGCGGCCCGUAACAUUGCGGCGGGCGUGCUCGAUCGUGACGCGUACGGCCAGCAGGGUGGUAUUGUGAAUCCGGCCGCCACCAUCGAUCUGGAUCAGGAACAGCAUGACAGCAACGCAGUGGUUGAUAUCACGCAGCUACCGCGCGUCCCAGGAGACGGUGCCCAAGCGCCGGAUGACAACCCGGACCCCACCACCACCAACGAUCACCGUUCAAAGGCUCAACCAGCGCCCGGUGAGCGGGGCGAUCGUUUGCGAUCGCUUUCCCUUGCCGGCUGUGAGCCACACCUGAAUGGAGCUGCUCUGGCUAAGGGCGAUGGUCCUGUUCGCACACCAGAUGAACCCGGUGACAAUCUAGAAAUAGCUAAUAAUGAAAAACAACAACCGAACGGGAUAGUGUCGCCAUCGUUCACGAUCGAGCAGUGCGGCCCGGACUACCAGGAGGGCCAGGGUGGCGAUCCGUUACCACCGCCACCGCCGGGCGGAGGGGAACAACCACAUCCGGAUCCGGGGGCGGUGACAGCCGGCAGUGGCGGCAGUGCGUCCCACACCCAGCCCCACACCAACAACACCUACUCGGCGUUCAAGCGGGGCAACGUGGUCAAGGGCAUCCUGUGCCCAUCCAUGACCAACUCGUUCCGUGCGCCGUCCCUCGAGCGGUCCUAUCUGACCUAUUCCCACCGCCAGCGGCAAAAGUCGCUGAUCCUGGUGAACGUGGUCGACCUGGUGCUGAAGGUGGUGCUGGCCUCGGUCUGGAUCGGCUUCAACAGUGGCAUGACAAUCAAGCCGCACGAGGUGACCUGGUCCGUGUGCUGUAUCAUCUCGAACUUUCUGAUCUGCGUGCUGGGCAGCUGGCGGCUGUUCGCGAACAACUAUCUGCACUGGGCGGCCGUCUGCACCUGGCUGCUGCUGAAUCUGCAGGGCUUUCUCGGCGAAGGGUUGGGCUUUGCCGAGCGCGAAUACUUGAUCUGGUACGUGCUGUUCAUUAUCUUCGUGCCGUACGCUAUGCUGCCGCUCCCACUGAAGUGGUGCAUGAUUGCCGGCUCGAUGACGGCCAUAUGCCAUUUGGUGGUGACAUCGCUGAACAAGUUCCUGCACGACAAGGAUCCGAGCUGCAUCGUUCGACAGAUGAUUGCCAAUCUGUUGCUCUACCUGGCCAUCAACUUUGCCGGCAUGUACACCAAAUAUCUGACCGACCGCGGCCAACGGUUAGCCUUCAUCGAAACGCACAAAGCGAUGGAGCACAAGCGCGAAUCGGAAAAGGAGUACCAGCGCACGCAACGGCUGCUCGACUCCAUUCUGCCCAUGUUCGUCAACAAUGACAUCCGGAAGGAGAUGUACAAAUCGCCGGAACAGGCCCAGGUCGACACGCAGUUCAAGAAGCUGUACAUCUACCACAUGGACAACGUGAGCAUACUGUUUGCGGACAUCAAGGGGUUUACCGAGCUGGCGAGCAAAACGUCCGCCCAGCAGCUGGUCAAGAUACUGAACGAUCUCUUCGCACGGUUCGACAAGAUUGCAGAGGAUAAUCACUGUUUGCGUAUUAAACUGCUCGGCGAUUGCUACUACUGUGUGUCGAUGUUUGACAGUCAAAGCUGGAAAAGCCGCCCGGAUCAUGCGGUGUGUAGCGUCGAGACCGGUCUGCACAUGAUCAAGGCCAUCAAGGACGUCCGGUGCCAGACGAACGUGGAGUUGGACAUGCGCAUCGGCAUCCACAGUGGCUCGGUAAUGUGCGGCGUGCUGGGCGAGAAGAAGUGGCACUUUGACGUGUGGUCGAACGAUGUGGUGAUUGCGAACCACAUGGAAUCGGGCGGCGUGCCGGGCCGGGUGCACAUCUCCGAGGCGACGCUCAAGUGUCUGAACGAUACGUACGAGGUGGAACCGGGCAAUGGCGGCAGCCGGGACAGCCAUCUGAAGAUGAUGAACAUUAAAACGUUCCUCAUCAAGCGCACGGAACCGCUGCGGCCGCGCAAACGGCUGAUGGAUCGGCAAAGCACGGUACAGUUCGAAAAGGAGACGGCGGCCAUGCGGGCUGGUGAGUCCCGGUUCCGGAAGGACUCGAAAACGCCCAGCAUCACGUCGAACAGCACGAACACGACCGGCACGACGGCGACGUGCUCGGGUGGCUCGGUGGUGCAGCACAACCACAAUAACAAUAACAAUAACACCACCAGCAGCAACAACAAUCAUAUCACGAAGCGCACCAGCAAGUCGACGAUCCACGAGGACGAGACGACCACGGACUGGAUACCGGAGAUACCGUUCAAGAAUCUGAACGAGUGCGGCGGUGGCGUGAAUGCGGCGGAAAGCUUCCGCGACAAGAAGCACACCGACCGGGAGGACGUGUUCACCUCGACCGAGGAGGUGGACGAGAUGAUCGACCAGAGCAUCCAGAUCAACUCGAACAAGCAGAUCCGGCAGGAGUAUCUGUACACGUGGACGCUCAAGUUUAAGGACUCGUCGCAGGAGGGCACCUUCUGCCAGCUGCGCGAGGACAUGUUCCGGUCGAACAUGCUGUGCGUGUUCGUGGUGUGGAUCUUUAUCGUGCUCUGCCAGGCGGUGAUUAUACCGCGCUGCACCAUCCUGAUCGUGGCCCUGUCGAUCACCACCUUUCUGCUGACGGUCGGCUGUAUUCUGGUGAUGGCGGAAGAGUUCUCUGGGUUGCCCAAGUUUCUGCAGCAAAGCUCCUCGACGCUGGUGCACGAUCGUAGCAGGCGCACGAUCUUUGUCUGCCUCACGAUCAUCCUCAUGUCGAUCGCCAGUUCGAUGGGGCUGAUGAUGUGCGACCUGGAGGAGGUGGACGCGGUGCCGGAUCGCAGUACGGUCAGUACGAGCUACUCGUACUACUGGCAGGCCGGCGGACAGUUGAGCGUGAACAGCACGGCGAUAACGUUGCUGCGCCGUGCAGUCGGUGAUGCACUGGAGCUGGGUGCGCUGACCAAUCGGACGGUGAGCGAGACGGAUGCGAACGCUACCGAGAUGGUGACGGAUGAGCUGCUAGACCACGAUGUAACCACGUCCACACCACCGAUACUGCAUCCGUCCUGCGUGCAUCCCGAGUACGUGGUGUUCACCUGGGUGCUGUGCCUGAUCUCGCUCGCAACGGCCCUGAAGCUGUACUAUCUGGUGAAAACGUUCAUGGCGAUCGCGAUGGUUGCGUGCUACUCCUUUCUCAUACUGCUCGUGUUCGAGAAGGUGUUCGAUUCGUACGAUCUGCAGUACAUACAGGCGAGCGGGAUGCCGCUGGCCGCCCAGAUGAUGAUCCUGCUCGGCGUCUUCCUGACGAUGGUCACGUACCACGCCCGGCUAGUCGAGGUUACGUCCCGGCUCGACUUCAUCUGGAAGGAGCAGGCGGAGAAGGAGCUGUCGAACAUGAGAUCGAACCGCCAUCUGAACGAUCUGCUGAUUAAGAACAUCCUGCCCGAUCACGUCGCCACGUACUACCUGUCCGAGGAGCGCACGGACGAGCUGUACGCGAAGAUGCACGAGCUGUGCGGGGUGAUGUUUGCCUCGAUACCGAACUUUAAGGACUUUUAUUCGGAGGACAUUGAGAAUGGGAAGGCGUGCAUACGCAUCCUGAACGAGAUCAUAUCGGACUUUGACUCGCUGCUCGAGGAGCCCCGGUUCGAGACGGUGGAAAAGAUUAAAACCGUCGGUGCGACCUACAUGGCCGCCUCUAAUCUGUGCUCCACCAAGAAGUCACACGUGGAUGAGCGCGACGAGGAAGCCGUCUGCGAUCUGGUCGAGUUUGCGCUGGCCAUGCGCCAGAAGCUGCAGGAGGUAAACAAGGACGCAUUUAACACGUUUCAGCUGCGCGUCGGCAUUAGCAGUGGGCCGCUCGUCAGUGGUGUGAUCGGUGCCCGCAAGCCUGUCUACGAUAUCUGGGGCAACACGGUAAACGUCGCGUCCCGGAUGGACUCGACCGGUGAAAACUGGAAGGUGCAGGUUCCGGACUAUACGGCGGCACUGCUGCAAACGAAGGGCUACACCUGUGUGCAACGCGGUGAAGUGAACGUAAAGGGCAAGGGGCUGAUGCUAACCUACUGGGUGCUGGGCAAGAACAUAUCGGCCAGUCAAUUAACCUCACCGGCCCUGGUACCGGCCGGUGUUCCGCAGGCACAGACCCCAUCGCUGCAGCGGCAAACCUCUCAGCACAGUUCGCUGGCGGCGGUCGUAUUCGGCAUGAUGCAAGCCUCGAAACGGAGUAACAUCAACACGACACCAACCGCAACACCAUCGCCGAAAACCCGGUUCGGGCGACGGGGAAGCACAUUCAGCUCAGUGAGAUUGAAUCAGAGAGCCCCGUCUAACAAUCCGGUGCGCCGCAACACGACGCGUGUCCGUGGCCGUAGCUACACCAUGAAAAAGUAUCCAACCGUGGCAUCGCCGACGGGCAUGACGUUGCCAGCGGAAGCGGACUUUGGUGUCAGCCCACACAUACCAUCGUUUCGGCAGCUGCACCAGGAAGCUAAAGCCCACCAGACAGGCCUGUGAGCGCUUGGUCUAGUUGUUUUCCUGUCCCUUCUUCUCCAUCCCCUCUUUACUCCUGAACGUCAUCAGCUUCGGGAUGGAGUCAUCGAGUAUGACGUUCCAGCCAAAUUUUCUAGUCAACCAUAAAGAGGAGCCAAGUAUUUUAAAUGGAAUAAAUAGCAAACUGACUGUUUAGGUAGUGGAUAUGUACGAAACAGGUGUGGCCGGAUACAAACAAAAAGGUUUGGUGUUUGCGUCCACAUUUCAGGGAAGAGCAACUGUAGAAGAAAAAGGUAGUAUGAUUAGCCGCAACCUGUUCAAAGCCAUAUCGUGUAGGACAUACAGACUGUGGACUAAGUUCAAUGUCCAUCGUAAAUAACAAAACAAUUUAAGCAAAACACACACACACAUACAAAACACUCGUCCUGUAUUGUGCAAUUAGAUGUUAACUUCUCGUACGGAUGACAGUGGUGUGGCACUGUGACGAUCGCUUAGUUUUUAAUGUAAUCGUUCGUAGCAGUUCCUUUAUGUUGUUUUUGAACGAUGCACUACUGAUAGUAUUGAUGGCAGUUUGUACCAGAUGUAGCUGAGAAUGGAAAAGACAGGUAGGAUAUAAGACGACUGGGACUGUUUACGACGCCAUUCUAAUGCCAAACCACAAACUAACGGCACAAACGGGAGGUAGUUUUGGGGUUUUCAGUAUUUGUAGCUUCUACUGUAAGUAAAUAUAAUACGGAGAGAAAAACAGCAGCAGCAAAACAAAACAAAAAAUCAACCCGUGGUACAUAGUGUCACCGUCCAAAGGUGUGCGUGUUUGUGCUUUGUUUAACAAACUGUGAACUGAACAAUGCUGUACAAUAAAUUGCCGUACAACCAAAGCAAACUAAAUGGA